AUGGCGGUGAAACAGCCGGCAAUUCUCGCAGCAGCUUCCCUACUAAUCAUAUUCCGUCUCACCUCCGCGCUCCCAACGGAAACCAUCACUAACGCUGCGGACACUCUCUCCAAUUCCGGCUAUGUCGCAAUGUCCUUAACUCUAAAUCUCGUCUCCGACGUCUUGCUUUCUUACCGUAACUCCGCCACCAUCUUCACUCCACCGGACUCCGCCUUCGCUGACUACGGCCAACCAUCUCUCGCCACUCUCCAACUCCACUUCUCCCCGUUAGCUUUCUCACUCUCAAGCAUCCGUUCCCUCCCAUACGGCACCAAAAUCCCCACCAUGUCCUCCGCCACCUUCCUAACAGUCACUACAUCUCAAUCCUCCGAUCAGGUUUCACUAAACAACGUCAAAAUCGUUGGAUCUCCGAUUUUUGACGAUGGAUCGUUAAUCGUCUUCGCUAUCGACAACUUUUUCGAUCCAAACUUCACUAUUCCAGAUCCUCCGGUGCAAAGCGUUAGGCUAGAUCAUUGUACGGCGUCGUUCGGAGGUUACAGUAAUUUCUCGUUCCACGAUGGUGCUAAUCUGUUGAUAUCUAGAGGAUACUCUGUAAUGGCGUCGUUUCUCAAUCUACAACUCCUAGGGUUUCUCGGUCAAGCUACACUGACUAUUUUUGCUCCUAUUGAUGAAGUGAUGGUUGAUUAUUCCGGUCGGUUUCCUGAUUAUCCAUCUCUGUUUCUCCGACAUGUUUUGCCUUGUAAGAUUUCGUGGAGAGAUCUCAUUAGCGUCGAUGAUGGAACAAGUUUGGAUACCUAUUUGGACGGAUUCAAAAUCACAAUUCAUAGAUCUGGAGGUACGUUUAAGGUGAACGAAGCUUCAAUUACUUUCCCGGACAUGUACUACGGUGAUUCAUUUGUGGUUCAUGGAAUUCGCGAGGUUCUUGCUCUACCAAAGCCAGCAGAGGAAUCGGGUGAUGGCGACGGAUUUGAUGAUAUUCCUGUUGGUACUGUACUGGUUGCUACUGUUCCAGAUCGAUCUGAGUUUUAA
Messenger RNA from Lactuca saligna, 1029 nucleotides. Lineage: Eukaryota; Viridiplantae; Streptophyta; Magnoliopsida; Asterales; Asteraceae. The record is from the annotation of a GenBank genome assembly.